This is a messenger RNA of Corvus hawaiiensis (hawaiian crow), 2699 nucleotides long. RefSeq names its product E3 ubiquitin-protein ligase TRIM7-like. NCBI's taxonomy places the organism in Eukaryota, Metazoa, Chordata, Aves, Passeriformes, Corvidae. The coding region runs from base 25 to 1551 and encodes 508 amino acids. The transcript is spliced from 7 exons. Gene Ontology annotation, molecular function: zinc ion binding; protein binding. The record is from RefSeq and is a predicted model, not a curated record.
GCCGCCGCCGGGGCCGCGGCCGCCAUGGAGGCGCCGCCCGCGCCCCCCGCCGCGCCCCCUGCGCCCUGCAGCGCGGCGCGGAGCCUGCAGGACGAGCUGACGUGCCCCGUGUGCCUGGAGUACUUCAACGACCCGGUGCUGGUGGCCGAGUGCGGGCACAACUUCUGCCGCGCCUGCGUGACCCAGUGCUGGGAGGACUCGGCACGGCGCCUCUGCUGCCCGCAGUGCCGCGAGCCGGUCCCGCAGCGCCUCUUCCGCCCAAACCGCUCCCUUGGCAACAUCGUGCAUAUCGUCCGCCAGCUGGGGCUGCCGCCGGGCCCCGCCGAGCCGCCGCCGGGGCCACCCGCGCCCGCGCCGCCGCUGCCCGCGGCCGCCCCGUCCGGCCCGCCGGGGCCGCCGCGCUGCCCGCGCCACGGGGAGCCGCUGCGGCUUUACUGCGUGCAGGACCGACGUGCUGUGUGUGUCGUGUGUCACCUGUCCCGCGAGCACCGCGCCCACACUGUGCUGCCCGCCGAGGAGGCGGCCCACGCCGCGGAGGAGGUGCCCCAGGAGCACUUGAGCUCCCUGAGGAAAGGGCGUGAAGAGGCCAAGGCCGAGCGGGAGCGGCAGAGCGAGGAGCUGCUGAAGCAGACAGAGGUGGAGCGGCAGAAGAUUGUGGCUGAGUGCAAGGAGCUGCGGGUGUUCCUGGAGGAGAAGGAGCAGCUCCUGCUCUCCCGGCUGGAAGAGCUGGAGAGGGACAUCGGGCGCCGGAGGGAUGAGAGUGUGGCCCGGCUGGCUGAGGACAUUGCCCAGCUGGACAAGCUCCUGGCAGAGCAAGGCGGGGACAGCGGGACAGGGAACACAUCUGGCGAGAGUGUCGUCCCGGCUGGUAGCAGCCUAGAGAGCUGGAUGUUCCUCAAGCCCGAGCCUGGCUUUUCCGAGCUGGAGAAGAAGCUGAAGAGCUUUUCCCAGAAGAGUGCGGUGCUCAAGGAAGUGCUGCUGGAAUUCAAGGAAAACCUGCGCUUCGAGCUGGAGAAUGACACAGGCGACCUCUCCCUGGACCCCGACACGGCCAACCCCUACCUGGUGCUGUCGGAGGACAAGCGGAGCGUGCGGCUCCGCGGGGCUCCCCAGGAGCUGCCGGCUCAUCCCAAACGCUUUGACUAUGCCUUCUGCGUCCUGGCCUCCGAGGGCUUCUCUGCUGGCCGCCACUACUGGGAAGUGGAGGUGGGAGACGGGGAGAGCUGGGUCCUGGGCGCCGCCCGCGAGUCCGUGCGCCGCAAGGAGAAGGUCGACUUCGCCCCCGAGGAGGGGAUUUGGGCGGUGGGGCUCAACUGGAAGGGCAAAAAUUGGGAUCAGUACCAGGCGUUCACAUCUCCUGAGACGCCGCUGUCCCUGUGUGAGCGGCCACGCAAGAUCGGGGUGUACCUGGACUAUGAGGGCGGGUGGGUGGCAUUUUACAAUGCCGACAACAUGGCUCCCAUCUUCACCUUCACUGCCGCCUUCUCCGAGAGGAUCUUCCCGUUUUUCUGGCUCUUCUAUGUGGGCUCCUCACUGUCCCUCUGCAACUGAGUCUGCCCAGCUCACUGGUGUUGCCCCCUCUCCUCCGCCAUCCUUAGGUUUUCCUUUGCUUCCAAGCAAAAUGCCCCAAAUCCUGCCCUUGGCCAUUAAGGGGGGAUUUUUUCCCGUUGCAAUUCAAAGUUUGGAGUCUUUUUGCCCCCAAAAUCUUCCUCAAGGGCAUUGGUUGGCGAGGGGGGGGCUGCUUGAGCACCCCCUCCCUGUUGCUGGUUAAACACCGCUGUAGUUAAUUUUGUAUUUUUCUUUGGAGUUGGAGCCCCAUGGAACAGGGAGAGGCUGAUCCCAUCCCACCUCGAACCGUAGCCAAAGCUUUGUGCCACCCCCCCCUCGCCCCAUCCUCCCAAGAAUGCUGUGUGGAGAGGAGGGGUCUGUCCCCCCAUCUCCCCCUUCCCCCCCCCCCCUCCCCGUUUGGACACCAGGUCAUCUUUAGCCAUCUUACCCUCCCCUGGGGAAAGGGCCGAGCCCGUCCUGCUGUUGCUGAGUGACCGUCCCCAAUCUCCCCUGUUGCCCCCCAUUUCUCUCCUUACUCCCCCCAUUGUCCCCCCCUCCUUGCCCCUCCAUCUCCCCCAAUGCCCCCCCAUGUCCCUCUUUGCCUCCUCAUCUCCCUCACUGCCCCCCUAUUUCCCUCCUCAUCCCCCUGUCUCCCCCUUGCUUCCCCCAAACUCUGAGCCCCCAGAGCACCAGGAUCCCAGGAAGGGGCCAUGGAUAUUUGGGGUCACCCCAAACCCAGGCCAGGGUCAGCUGGGGGGUUUUGGGGGGGCUGGGGGGUCCGUGUUCUAGGUGUGAUCUUGCGCUUGCCCGCUCCCCUUGCGCCCUCCCCGCUGCUGCUGUUCGUGUCCUUUGCCCUGUCACUGUUAGUGGGGAAAUAAAAUGUUGCUGUGCAAAAAAAUCCCUAAAACCCGAUAAUUUGGGGGUUUUUGGUGCUGGGGGAGGAGGAAAAGCUGCUCCUGCUCGGGGGGAACGGAGACAGGGACGUGCCCUUGUCCCCAGACUGCUGGGGUGGAACGCAGAGGGCUUUUGUGGCCACUUGGGAUUCACUAAUUGGUCCCAACUUGGAGCUUCCAAAUAUCUGUAAGUUCAAAUUCUGGUUUAAAUCCAAGUUUUAAAUGGAAAUUAAAUAAAGUUUGAAGGAAAAGCUUGAA